Molecule: messenger RNA, 627 nt
Organism: Eutrema salsugineum
Lineage: Eukaryota; Viridiplantae; Streptophyta; Magnoliopsida; Brassicales; Brassicaceae
Exons: 3
Coding region: 1-627 (208 amino acids)
Biological process (GO): proteolysis
Molecular function (GO): cysteine-type peptidase activity
Source: RefSeq, a predicted model, not a curated record
AUGAUAUCUUCUCGGCUAGAUGAGCGUUUUGAGUGUGGUAAACGAUUGAAGACACGCAUAGGCCAUGAGAAGGAGUCAGACUUGGAUAAGAUGCGGAGACUAGACGAAAAGGUCCAAAACGCUAUCAACAGCGUAAAAAGGGCAAUUAGCCUAGGGAAUUGUAUAUCUUUAUCCGCAAGGGAGUUAGCGGAUUUGCUUGAAAGGAAGAAAAGCCCACCAGCUAAGGUUAUGGAUGCUGUACUAAAAUUUUCACGGCACAUGCUGCGUAAGGAUGUUGAAGAUGGCGUCGGACUAAGAGUUGAUAUUCUGGACUCCAAGUUUGUGUCGCAGCUCACCAAACUCUAUCCUAGGUUCUCUAAGUGCGAAAACUGGGAAGAAUUUCGUUUCAACAGAGCUGUUGUGGAUCUUUUAACUGGGAAGGAUGAGCCAGAUCGGGUGGAACUCUAUGCCGAAGCAGAUAUCAUAUACCUACCCUUCAACUUUGACCAGCGCCAUUGGGUGUCCCUUGCGGUGGAUUUGGUUGAAAAGAAGAUCGGAGUGCUGGAUUGCAACGUCAGUCUCAAGCCGGACCAUAGACUCGUGAGCGAUCUUCAACCUAUUGCAACAAUGCUUCCUUACCUUUUCUAA